AUGCAUCCCAGUACACUGAAGCGAAGAAGAACCGGGUCCUCUGAAGAAGAAGAUGACUCCGUUCCUCCAAUCGUCGACCUAUUUUUACCCGAACAUGUUUGGAAGCUAAUUCUACAAAACAUAAAGAGCUCGAGUAAAUUGUUGCAGCUCCGUAAGACGACUAAACUCUUCUGUUCGUUGAUAAAUGAUCAAUUGAAUUCUAAAAGAUAUUGGGAAAAACUUUGUUACGAUCGGAGGAUAAUCCCGUGGCACGCAACUUUGAAGAAUACAUUCCUUGAUUAUUUAGAGGAAAAUGAUUCACUUGAUGAGUUUAAUGCCGAUCAAAAUAACUGGAAGAUCAUGUAUCUUUCCUACGAAAAAUGGGAGAAUAUUAUUAAAUCAAAAGGAUCGCAUAAAGUUAUUAAGAUAAUUAAUUCUCCGAAGAAUUUAAAAUACACUUUUAUCACCAGCGUGGCGGGAUGUAUCGGCAUGAUUUUUAACAAAAGAAUUAUUAAAGUAGCUCUUCCAAUCGAAAACAGGCUAAAAGUUAUUAACUUUAACUUACCGGAGAGUCGACGAGGUUAUUGUGUUCAAGAAAUAGGCUUCUGGAAUGUUGAAGAAACGAUUAUUGUCUAUGCUAAAUUGGAAGAUAGAUCUAUAUGUUUCUGGAAAGCAGGAAGUUCUAGACAUAUAUUAUAUGACGAAGAAUCAUUAGGAAAUAUUUUCUGCGCUGACAAUGAUAUUUUGAUGAAUGUGAAUGACAAUAUAACACGGCUGACAAAAUAUGAUUAUGAUGAUCAAUACGGUUCGAUUGUUCAGCAAUUAGUGGACAUUAUCGGACAACCAAAUGAUAUAAAAAUCCCCGAACGCAGAUCAUUGCCAUACAUAAUUUAUGAAAGUACACCAUUUGACCUGGAAAUAUCUGAUUAUGUGAGGAGACCUUAUAUAUGUCACAUUCCGAUUAGUGAUGUCUUGUUAAUAGCCGACGCCAAAAACUUGUGGAUGCUCUACCGAACUGAAGUCUUCAACCAAGUUAAAUGGAAUUUGACUCAGGGUAGUUGCAAAAGGACCAUAACUUCCUUGACAAUGUUCUGCAAUACUGUAAUUAUCGGGUUCGAUAAUGGAUCGAUUCAGCUGAUACAGUUAUACGACUAUCAAGACAAAGCAAGUUUUGUUAGAAGUCAUACCAUGAACAUUCGGAUAGACAGUAAAAAUGAACCAAUUGACUUCGUCAAAGUUGAUCGGGUUAAUAAUGAACAAGAUUGUAUCAUGAUCGGUACUAAAUCUUCGCUAAAAUAUCUAACCUUCUAG
Molecule: messenger RNA, 1290 nt
Organism: Cotesia congregata
Lineage: Eukaryota; Metazoa; Arthropoda; Insecta; Hymenoptera; Braconidae
Source: the annotation of a GenBank genome assembly